Messenger RNA from Lonchura striata (white-rumped munia), 3254 nucleotides. NCBI's taxonomy places the organism in Eukaryota, Metazoa, Chordata, Aves, Passeriformes, Estrildidae. The record is from RefSeq and is a predicted model, not a curated record.
AUGGCGUCGAGCGCCGCCCGCGGGCCGCCGCGCCGGGAGCGGAGCGGCCGGGAGCGGCCGGGACGACGGUCGGGUUCUGCCGGGCGGAGCCGGAGCCGUAGCGGGGAGCGGGAGGGCGAACAGAGCGUGCUCCGGGAGGAGCCGCCGGCGGGAGCUCUGGGCUGUGAGGAUGGCGGAGAAGCCGGGAAAGCCCCGAGAAAACCUCCGCGGCCCCGGGUCGUUCCCGACGGGGCGGCGGAGCGGCGCGGCGAGAGCUCCGCCAACGGGGCCGUGCCGCCGGCGCGGGCCGGCGCGGGGCGCGGCAGGAAGGGCAAGGCCGAGGUGCUGCUGCUGGAGCUGGCCCAGGCCCCGGAGCCCGCCCCGGGGGAAAAGCGGCUGGCGAGCAGCGAGGACCGGGACGGAGCUGAGAGCCCGCGGGGCGGGCGGCCCAAGAGGAGGGCGGCCAAAGUGGCUCUGCUGUACCUGCAGGAGCUGGCCGAGGAGCUGAUGCCCGUGUGCCAGCCCCCUGCUCUGGCCAAGGGCACGCCGGAGCCCGAGCGCGGCCAGAGGAAGCGCCGGGGCCGGAGGAGGAAGGAGGAGGACACAGACAGCGAUGACCCCACGCAAGAUGCUGACUUCGUGCCCUCGCAGGAGGUGCUGCAGGAGGAAGAGGAGGAGGAGGAGGGCAGCGACACACUGUUCAGUGAGGCGUCGGAGCCAGAGCUGGAGGCACCUCGAGGGCAUGGCGGGAGGACGGCAGCCAUGGCGAGAUCCAAGCCCCAGUGCCGAGGCCUCGCCCCCAAUGGCUUCCACAACUCCAUCAUGGCUCCAGUGGAGAAGAGCUCCAGCCUUACCUGCAGCCUGCGGGAGCAGAAGCACUCGCAGUGGGAGUUCCCUGACUGGAUUCCAGUGGCACACGGGUGGACGUGUCUCUCUGACAGUGAGGCUGCCCCGUACCUGCCGGCAGAGGAGAAGUCUCCCCUCUUCUCCGUUCAGCGUGAGGGCAUCAAGGACGAUGGAGCCUUGUACAGGUUGAACAGGUUCAGCUCUCUGCAGCCCCACCCAGAGCGCCUGGAUGUCUCCUUCUUUGUGGGCGGCCCAGUGUGGGCGAUGGAGUGGUGCCCGACCCCGGAGGGCUCCGCAGCCCCGCAGUAUGUGGCCGUGUCCUGCCACAGGAGCAUGGAGGAGACGCACAGUGUGUCUGGGCUUCACUCAGGCCCUGCACUCCUGCAGCUCUGGCACCUGGGCACGCUGCAGAUGGAGCAGGGCUCUCCCAACAAAGCCAGGCUGGCCUAUGCCAUCGCUGCUGACUACGGCUGUGUGUGGGACAUGAAGUUCUGCCCCAGUGGUGCCUGGGAGCCACCCACUGCAGCCCGGAUGUACCCACAGAUGAGCCGGCUGGGCCUGCUGGCCACUGCCUUCUCGGAUGGCAGGGUGGUGGUGUAUGCCCUGCCGCAUCCUGAGGCCCUGCACCACGCCAAGACAACCCAGGUAAAAGAUGGGUCCCUCCACAAGCACCUUAUCUGCAAGGUCAGUGUUCCCCACCAUGUGAUCCCUGUCAGGGCCGGCACCUGGCGAGCCCCCGGCAGUGCAGGUGGCAGAGCCUGGGGAGCCAAGGCACCUGCAGAGUGUUGGAGGGGCAGAGCAGUGCCAUGCUCCCACCCCGGGCAUCCCGCUGUUGGGGCAUGGAUGGCUCCGGGGCAGGGCUGUGACCGAGGGCUCUCCCUUGGCCCCCAGGUGCAGUGCAUUGCCACACUUCAGGUGGGCUCCAUCCAGGCAGGUAAUGCAUCUGAGUGUGGACAGUGCUUCAGUCUCUCCUGGAUGCCUUGCAAGCCCCACCAUCACCUGGCAGCAGGGUUUUAUGAUGGCACUGUGGCGGUGUGGAACCUGCUCACCAAAUCCCUGCUGCAGUGCGUGCACCAGCCUGAUGCCUCCAUCAAGCUCUACCCUUUCCAGUGCUUUCUAGCCCAUGACCAGGCAGUCCGGAGCAUUGAGUGGUGCAAAGCUGACAGCAACUUCCUGGUCACGGUGGGCAGCGAUCGCAAGAUCAAGUUCUGGGACCUGCGGCGGCUCUACGAGCCCAUCAACAGCAUCAAGCGGUUCCUGAGCACUGAGGUGGCCUGGCUGCUGCCCUACAAUGGCAUCACUGUGGCCCAGGACAACUGCUAUGCCCCGUAUGGGCUCUGUGGGAUCCACUACAUCGACGCUGGGUAUCUGGGCUUCAAGGCCUAUUUCGUGGCCCCUCGCAAGGGCACCGUGUGGAGCAUCUCUGGCUCAGACUGGUUGAACACAGUAGCUGCGGGUGACAUCACCGGUGAGCUGGUGGCAGCGGUGCUGCCUGACCUGGCUGUCAACCCCCUCAACAUCAAGCGCUCCUCGGACCGCAGAUUUCCGGUGUACAAAGCUGACCUGCUGCCAUGCAACCCUGAGGGGCCUAAGCGCACCGAGCAGGCCCUGCCCAGGACCCAGCGCUACAGUGAGAUGGUAGCCAGGAGCUACAUCCGAUUCCAGGACACGGACCUGCGCAGUUUCCAGAACUUCCCGAGCCGGGAGCCCAUGCGCCGGAUGCACACGCAGGAGCUGAAGGCAGAGCUGAGCCUGGACCGCCUGCAGCUGGAGGCACUCCACAAGGUGCGCUUCAGCCCCAACCUGGACUCGCAGGGAUGGCUGGUGUCGGGCGGGCAGGCGGGCAUUGUGCGGGCCCACUGCCUGGUGGGGCUGGCCUCUGGCGUGAGCCACCAGCUGCUCCCAGAGUGCCAGGCCCGCUUCAGCGUCCUCUAUGGGGACACACCCAGCAGCCCUGCCCCCUCUGAGCCCUCCCUGCUGCCGGCAGAGUAGGGCACCAGUCCCUCACGCUGCUGCCGUGUGCUCAUCCUGGGCAGGGCUUGGGGCUAGGGCCAGCUGUGCUGGCAUGGGGCUGUGGGCCCUCUUGGUGCUGCUUUCCUGAUGGGUGUCUGCUGCAGGAGGGACGGCUGCUCCCAGCCAUUCCCUGGGAUGCUCUGGACAUUUGUCCUUGUGCUUUGGGCCUGCAAGGGUCUGUGUGCACUGUUUGGUCUGAGCUGGGCAGGGGUAGUGGGACUCGUGCGUGUCCCAGGACUGAGCUGUAGGUCUGACCCUGCAGAAGCCCCUGUGGGCUCCACCAGCGUGGAGCUGUGCUUGUGCUCGCUUCCAUCCCCACUGAGUGCCGGAAGCUGGGGAAGGGGCCAGGAGCUGUGGAGUUGCUCACAUUGAGCUUGUGUUCAGCUGUGCAGAAUAAAUGUGGUUGGUUUUGUAUG